Messenger RNA from Drosophila kikkawai, 363 nucleotides. NCBI's taxonomy places the organism in Eukaryota, Metazoa, Arthropoda, Insecta, Diptera, Drosophilidae. The record is from RefSeq and is a predicted model, not a curated record.
AUGGCGUACAAGCAGCAGGGCGGUCUCAGUUCCCCAGUUAUUGUGUUCACGAAAACUUGGUUAAAGCUGGAGUUUCUGAGCUCCGAAGUUUUUUCGGCGUGUUCACAGUAUACCGGCAAGAUCAGACGUGGAGGAGAGCUACAGGAGCAGUAUGAGGUGUACCAACGCGUGGGCGAGAAGCCGUUCAAGCCGAACAACGAAAAAUGGACGCCAAACAAUAGGAUGCCGCGCGAGUUCAACCACAGGAAAAAUCACUGCUUCAAUUGUGGAUCUGCAGAUCAUCUUCGCAAGGAUUGCAAGGCUGCCGUGAAAUGCUUCAGUUGCAACAAAAAGGGUCACAUGUCAAGGGAUUGCCCUGGGUAA